UUAAAAACUCUUCUUCUUUGUACUUAAUUCCUUUCAUAUCCUUGAGUGAGAAAGAAGUGAGGAAAUUGAAACAAAGCUCCGGUACCGGUGACGGUGGUUCCAGUGUGUUGAAGAAGAAAUCGCCGUAAGCCAUUUCCGGCUUUUCUCCUUCACUUCUUUCCCUUCCUCUGUGUGUAUCAUCCAUUGCAAUUCUUGGUGUUGUUAUUUUCUGCUGUGCUGUAUGAUGGAAAACCGGUCACUUUGUGAUGAUAACAUGGAGGAAGCAGAGUAUGUAUUGCUUGAUCUGGAUGACCUUCCUUGUGAAAUUCACAUUCCCCCAAAUGCACCAUAUGUUCUCUCGGGUCUUGACACAUUGAAUCCCAUCUUGACCAUCGAUGGCAAAAUCAAGCUGAUUGGACAGUAUGAUGAGACUAUUGGGACAUGCCUUGUUUUUAAUGAAAGUGAUACCCCUCCAGUGGUCCAUGAUGAGGCGGGACCUUCUGAAGCUAACCUUUUCCCAGGAAGACCCACGUUAGAUCCUAAGCAAACCAAGUCCAAGCAAAUCAAGCCUGUAACACAGCUUCAAAAGAUACUUAAAUUCAGGUUGUUGCAGAACAGUGAAACUGAAGAUGCAAGAGAGAAGCCGAAAGAAGAUUAGGUAACUUUCUUAGUAACUUAGAAGCUACUACUCGAGAAUGUAUAGGGGAGUCCAAACAGUGCCAUCACGACGUAGCAAUGGUGUAUCAUGGAUAAUACUAGCAUUAUUUUUUAUUAGUACUAGUAAAUGUUAACGAUAUAGUUGGUUCAGAACUCAGAUAUUGCACAAUGAGCAACAUUUUGGUAUAAUUCUUUUUCUUA
Solanum dulcamara is the source of this 837-nucleotide messenger RNA. RefSeq lists its product as uncharacterized. Gene Ontology annotation, cellular component: transcription factor TFIIIC complex. Gene Ontology annotation, biological process: transcription by RNA polymerase III. The coding region runs from base 221 to 637 and encodes 138 amino acids. The transcript is spliced from 5 exons. Lineage: Eukaryota; Viridiplantae; Streptophyta; Magnoliopsida; Solanales; Solanaceae. The record is from RefSeq and is a predicted model, not a curated record.